AUGGAGCACAGCAACGGAGUUUGGCAGGUGUAUAUCAAUGAUGCUAGAUCCUUUGUGGAAGAUGUAGAGUUCUUCUACAAGUAUGUGGCAAGGUGUCGCGGCUUCAACUCGAAAAAGUCCUGGAUCACGCACGCAGUGCUCGGUCAUUGCACCUUCCCUUGCAACUUUAAUCUCCAUGCUCACCUCGACAACAUGUCCAAACAGCGGCGCGGGAACAAGCGUGAAAGUUAUCUUUCAAGCAAACGGAAUCAUGUGCGAGCCAAGGCGAUCUUCGCUGUUCCUGACAGGCUCCGAAUCUACGUUGGGCGAGUGGAAUCUGAAACAAGCUCGACAGCUGCGCCAGAACCUGCCGAAUACUUUCCAUACAACCCUGUUCAUGGAUGGGAACAGGAGCAGCAGCAGCAGCAGCAGCAGCAGCAGCAGCAGCAGCAGCAGCAGCAGCAGCAGCAGCAGCAGCAGCAGCAGCAGCAGCAGCAGCAGCAGCAGCAGCAGCAGCAGCAGCAGCAGCAGCAGCAGCAGCAGCAGCAGCAGCAGCAGCAGCAGCAGCAGCAGCAGCAGCAGCAGCAGUAG
Guillardia theta CCMP2712 is the source of this 570-nucleotide messenger RNA. RefSeq lists its product as hypothetical. Lineage: Eukaryota; Cryptophyceae; Pyrenomonadales; Geminigeraceae. The transcript is spliced from 6 exons. The record is from RefSeq and is a predicted model, not a curated record. The coding region runs from base 1 to 570 and encodes 189 amino acids.